Vollenhovia emeryi is the source of this 1199-nucleotide messenger RNA. RefSeq lists its product as uncharacterized. NCBI's taxonomy places the organism in Eukaryota, Metazoa, Arthropoda, Insecta, Hymenoptera, Formicidae. The record is from RefSeq and is a predicted model, not a curated record. The annotation marks the transcript as partial. The transcript has a single exon.
AUGGAUAGGUUAAAGAAGACACGUACGAUUAGUCGAGCGGCGUUUACUCGCCAUUUGGGCGUAUUGAACACUGAAUUAGCAAAGGAGAGAUCAGAUAUACAAGAGCUUCAAGCGCGUCUUGCAUUAGUAAGAGAGAAAGCGAGCGAGCUUGAGGAAAUUAAUCAGAAGAUCUUUGAGGCUAUGGUCGAAGGCGAUGCGGACGAAGAGCAACUUUUGCGAGAAACCGAAGCGGCUGACGAGUACAGAAUGAGAUACCAGCAAGCAAAGGCUGCAGUAAAUAGUAUUUUUGAGCCCACCACUCCAGCACGACAGACAGAAGAUAUCGGUAACGUGAGGCGCACGGUUCAGGACUUACACGUGCGCACUUUUAAGUUACCAAAAAUACAGCUACCAAAAUUCAAUGGAGACAUCAAGGAUUGGUUACAAUUUUGGGGCUUAUUUAAGAACAUUCACGAAGAUCAGACCAUUUCUAGAGAAGAUAAGUUUCAGUACUUAAUCCAAACAAUGGUUAAGGAUUCACGAGCGAGCGAAUUAGUCAAUAGUUUCCCACCAACAGCUGCCAAUUACGACAAGGUGAUUACGUGUUUAAAGAACCGUUUUGGCAGAGAGGACUUGCUGGUGGAAGUAUACGUUCGCGAGAUGCUGAAGUUAAUAUUAACCAGAACAAAGGCAAGUAAUCAAACUUCUUUAUCAAAAAUUUAUGAUAGACUUGAAACUCAUUUGCGUGCACUCGAGUCCUUGGGUGUUACGACAGCCAUGUGUGCAGCAAUGCUCUACCCCCUGGUGGAAUCAUCGUUACCGGAGGACCUUUUGCGAGUUUGGCAGAGAAAUCCGAAGGCAAUUGCGUCCACAACUUCAAAACAGAGAUUAGAUGAGCUGAUGAUCUUCCUUCAAGCCGAGGUAUUGAGUGAAGAAAGGAUUUCCAUGGCGGUAAGUGGCUUCGGCUUACACGAUGAACAGAAUAUUCAAGAUAAGUCGAAGAGAAAAGGAAAAGCGGAACCAAAGGAGGUUGCUACAGCGGCGGGACUUCUUUCAACGAGGGAAGAAAAACGUACCUGUAUAUUUUGCGAGCAGAGCCACGACAGCGCUUCAUGUGCAAGAGCAAAGAAGAUGACUCAGGAAGAGAGGCACAGAACGGCCAAAGAGAAAAAUGCCUGUUUCCGUUGUUUAAAAACAGGUCACAGCUUUAAAUUUUGUCG